AUGGAUCAAAAUGUGGAUAUGUAUGGGUACUUGCCCAGCAAGCCAGUCGCAUUAUUUGGCAUUGUGUUCUUUGGUACUUCAAUGGUCGUAUGCAUCCUGCAAAUGGCAUUCGGACCAUAUAAGCACUACUGGAUGACUACGCUUGCACUCGUCGCUGUGGGAGAGGCCAUCGGCUGGGGAGGGCGACUUUGGGCUCAUAAGGACCCAACCAGCUGGAUGGCCUUUAUGAUCCAGAUUUGCAGCCUCAUCGUCAGCCCUGUCUUUUUGUCUGCCGCAGACUAUAUCCUCUUCUGCAAACUUAUCGAGAAGACUACCCCCCGCAUCUUCCCAAUUCCAUCCACAUUCUUUUGGGCAGGAUUCAUCAUUUGCGACAUCAUCUCGUUAGCCAUCCAGACUGUCGGAGGAGUCGAGGUAUCAAGCGCUCAGAACUACGAACAACUCAGCCACGGGGGCGACCUGAUGCGCUCGGGAAUCAUCUUCCAGUUCAGCAACACAAUCGUCUUCGUCCUACUGAUCGUGGGAGCAAGUCUCCGAGUGCGACAAAAGAAAGCACUCGCCCCCCAGGUUAAAUGGCCAGUCUUGGUGGCUUUGUGCGUGUCAACAAUUAUGGUACUCAUUCGCAAUGGAUAUCGUAUUGUCGAGUUGUCAGAUGGAUGGAAGGGCCCUCUCAUGCGCACGGAGCAGUAUCUCAUCGGGUUGGAUAUGGUCCCAAUGGCAAUUGGAGUUGGGGUUUUCAUUAUAUUUCCCCAUUCAUUCUUCCUAGCCGAGGACAAGAAGCUUAGCAGUUCGAUGGUGUAG
Messenger RNA from Aspergillus lentulus, 798 nucleotides. RefSeq names its product RTA1 domain-containing protein. The record is from RefSeq and is a predicted model, not a curated record. Gene Ontology annotation, cellular component: fungal-type vacuole; plasma membrane. NCBI's taxonomy places the organism in Eukaryota, Fungi, Ascomycota, Eurotiomycetes, Eurotiales, Aspergillaceae.